This is a messenger RNA of Colletotrichum navitas, 1411 nucleotides long. Its product is annotated as ATP synthase F0. NCBI's taxonomy places the organism in Eukaryota, Fungi, Ascomycota, Sordariomycetes, Glomerellales, Glomerellaceae. The record is from RefSeq and is a predicted model, not a curated record. The coding region runs from base 132 to 1019 and encodes 295 amino acids. The transcript has 4 exons.
CAAGCCAUUCUUCCACUUCCAAGCUACCGCCAUCUUGCAACGCCGUUGUGUACAAACACCAACAAAAACCAUUUUCCGAUUGAGAUAUAACCAGCACGAACACUCAAGAGUUUGGCAACCCGUCGUUCAACAUGGCCACCGCAACAGAGCGCAUCCACGCCCUGAACCCCUUCUCCAAGAGGGAGUCUCAUAGCGCCAGGACCAUCACGACGUACAAGGUCCUGACUAUCCUGAGUUGGCUCUUGGCCCUCAUCGUCACCUUCUACUACACCGUCAACGAGCCCCGCGAUGGCUUCACGAUCCGCAGGAGAAUCUGGGACCAGAACUACCUGUACCCCACCGCCUUCACACUGAACUCGGUCAUCGUUGACAUCUACUGGGUCGUCCUAUUCAUCUUGCAAAUCGGCUAUGUCGCCCACCUCUUUUCGAGCAAUAGCGACUAUGUCAAUGCCGCCGCAAGCGUUGGAUCCCACUUUAUCUUGAACAACCUUCUGCACUUCGCCUUUGUCAUGCUCUUCGUCAACUCCCACUUUGUCUGGGCCGAGAUCAUUCUGCUCAUCAACUUCGCCAACCUGUCGUCGUUGUACUUCCGCCACAACACGUACCCGCGCUUCAUUCACUGGCCGGUCGUUUCCGCUCCUCUUGCGUGGACAUUUGUGGCUAUCUACUGGAACGGUGCCAUAAUGGUCCCCCACCCCCACAGCCUGGUUGCCCGCAUCUUUGGCAACAUCUUCAUCUGGUCUAUCCUCGUCUACGGUGGUUUCUUCAUCGUCGCCUACAAGGACUACACCAUUGGCUUCUCCCUCAGCGUUCUGGCUGCCGCCAUUGGUGUUGCUCAGUUCCACCGUCAAUUCAUUGCUUUCCAGUGGAUCUUUGCCUUCACCAUCAUGGCCGUCCUGUUCGUUUCGACGAUCGUCGUUGCCUAUCCGGCUGCGAGUGGCAAGGACUACCCCUGGAGGAGCCGCUCUUCGGCCCCUGCCGACCAGGAGCGCGCUCCUCUUCUCUCCAACGACCAGUAAAGUCGUUCAGCUUUUCACCAAUAACAUAACGUCGAAAUCUGUGGGAAUGGAGUGGACUUUGUAAUGAUUGAGGCACCCUUCGAGCCAAGAACAGAUGCAGGUAGUGGAGUGGAGAUUGUGGCCGAGAAGCUCGUGUGGCAGAAUUGCGGGCUCCAAAAUUCCUAGUGGUACCGAGAGAUUGCUACGACGACAAAACUGUAUGGUAUGGUAUGUACAUAGCAUUAUUUACGGUUACGCAUCCGCAGAGUACGUUAAUUACCUCCGUGUUGUGAUUUGGAUUGAGCGAUGCAAAUGUUGAGAGAUGACGUAUCGGCAGUCUUAUCGCUAUCGUUAUCGCUUUGACUCUGCUUAUCGUUAUACACUAGUCUUAGUAGAGAAUGGUUGUUUCUCUC